Podarcis raffonei (Aeolian wall lizard) is the source of this 3880-nucleotide messenger RNA. RefSeq lists its product as uncharacterized. Bases 109 to 3774 code for a protein of 1221 amino acids. The record is from RefSeq and is a predicted model, not a curated record. Gene Ontology annotation, biological process: negative regulation of transcription by RNA polymerase II. The transcript is spliced from 10 exons. Gene Ontology annotation, molecular function: transcription corepressor activity. Lineage: Eukaryota; Metazoa; Chordata; Lepidosauria; Squamata; Lacertidae. Gene Ontology annotation, cellular component: nucleus.
GUUGGAGCCUUUUCCGGGGGUAUGUUUUACCUCAGCCCCGCGAGCAUGGCGGUGCCCGUCUGACCUCAGGGAGCCCGCUGGAAAAGCGAGCCGCGUCGUCCGUUUGAGAUGCUUCAUGAUGAGUGUAAGCCAAGAUACCUUGAAAGUCAAGAUGCAUCAGCAACAGAGCCCUGUUCUAAAAGGAUGAAAUCAACAGAAGAGCCUUAUGGUAAAACCUAUGAUGGCUUGCAAAGACUUCAUGAAGAAAUACAUGUUAAAAAAACCCAUAGUGGGUUUAUUCCUUUGUCCAUUUCUGAUGAAGAGGCACAAAAUGAAAAAGAAACUGCAGAAGUAAAGGCAUUCACGGGUAAAAUACCAGUGUCAUCAGAGCCUUCAAAGUCAGUAAACAAUACUGAGAUUACAAGAAACAAAAGUUUUUCUCCUCCUUCCAAUACCAAUAUGCGUAAAAACAGAGAAGACAAUGACUUCAUCAAAGAGCAUAAGAAUGAAGAGAAAGAAUUAUAUAGCACAAGCAAAGCCUUUAUUGGACCCAUUUAUAAAAGUAAAGCUGAUUGCAUACGUGAUCAAAGGAAAAAGAGAGAAAUCGUGCCUAAACAGGCUCUCCCUGGUGAUGUGCCAAAAAUAGAAGAUGAAUUGUUCCAAUUCUAUAAUGAAAUUGAUCAGCUUGAAAGUGAAAGUGAUGAAAAUCGUUUUGAUGGUCACUUACAGGGGAGAGAAACAAAUUCACUUGGGGAAUAUAAUACAUGGAAUCCAAUGGCUUGUGUAAAUUCUCAAGAAUGGUCCUGUAGAACAUCACCUGGUGGUGAUCAGUGUUUUUAUAAUAAUGCACCAAGUGAUCGUAGAAUAGGUAGUGAACAGUAUCCACACAAUGACCCAUCGGGUCACAGGAGUGACAACAGACGGUGUUGUAACAAUGAAAGAGAUGUAUGGGAAAUGAGACAAUUAUGUAACAAACAGGAUAGUUCUAGAUUCUGGAAUGAUUCUGUGUCUCAGUUAAGGCCUAGUUGGCAAAACAUGCAUCCUUUUAUAAUACCUUAUGGCCCACCACCUCCUCAAUUCACUCCUCGUUUUAAUUUUCAGGAACCUAAUUCCUCAUCACUUCGUUCAGAUACUUUCCAUCCCCCAAAUGUGGGACCAUUCAAAAAUAGCCAUAUUAACAUGAGUAGUGCAACAUCUGAUGAAAAUAAUGCCUAUCAUUUUAGUAAUCAUAAUAUACAGCCCACCAGAAAUGGAUAUAACAUGCCUGAUGGACACAUGGAUAAUGGUUUCUGUGAAACUCGACCAUGUUGGAAAGAAAUUAAAACUUAUCCAGAUGAAGGAUCAAGCAACGUUUCUCAGCAGUUUCCAGAGGGCAAGUUAUACGAGUCACAAAAGCAGCUUCUGAUUUUAAGAGGUCUUCCAGGCUCAGGGAAGACAACAUUAUCUCGUAUUCUGCUUGGUCAGAGUCGUGAUGGCAUAAUAUUCAGCACUGAUGAAUACUUUCGGCAGAACAAUGGAUGUUGGUCAUAUAAUGUUGCUGAACUAGGUGCUGCUCAUGACUGGAACCAGAAGAGAGCAAGACAAGCAAUGGAUCAAGGAAGAUCCCCAAUUAUAAUAGACAACACUAAUACACAAGCCUGGGAAAUGAAACCUUAUGUAGAAGCGGCUCUAGAAAAGGGCUACCGAAUAGAAUUCCAUGAACCAGACACAUGGUGGAAGUUUGACCCAGAAGAAUUAGAAAAGAGGAAUGAACAUGGGGUCAACCGUGAGAAGAUUGUUCAAAUGUUGGAAAGAUACGAGUAUCAAAUAUCAAUACCGAUUGUCAUGAAUUCGGUCCUGCCUUUUCACAAAACUUCACAGUGGCCACCUCCACAAAGAAGACAGAGGGAGUCGGUUGUAAAGAAGAAGCACAGGUUGCACAAGAUGAAACAGAGAAGGAAGCAAAAGAGGAACAGAAGAAUGAAGGGUGCUACCAUGAAAGCUAUGGGGAAAACGUCAGGUGGACAUUUCACUCCAAGUGAUGAAGAGUCAUCACAGAGUGGCCUGGAAGAUUCAGAAGACAAUGGAAAAUCAGAAUAUGUGAUUGGGCACCAGAAUGAGCUAAAAGAAUGUGUUGAGAGUGACUCUGCCAAUGAUAACAGUCUAACACAUAGUGAGUUGCAAGAAGGAAGCGUCAUUGUUUCUGAUAUGGUGGAUCCAGUGUUGGACAAUUCAUUAAAAAGGAAAGCUUUUGCAGGAGAUGGUAGUCUACCUUUAAUGCAUUUGCCAGCUGCUCCUAAUGAAAACAGAACUGAACAAUCAUUCAGUGAUCAUUUACCUAAUGAAAUUAAAAAUGUAAACUUUGUAGAAGGCAAGAGCAAUGACUUGGAGUAUGAAAAGCACGAUUCUCUGAAGUUGGACCACGUUACUGAAAAUAGUACAAAAAUACUGACAAAUAGAGAAGACAAAGACAAAGCUGCAUCUACUGAAGUCAUACUUGAAUCUGGCCCAGAAAGUAAACUGCUCAGCGAUGAGGAAAAAUUAGGCGCUCCUCAUCUUCCUGGGCUAUCAAAAAAGAAUGAGGGAAAUACCUGGGCUUUCUUUUCUAUCGACUUGGCUGACAAACAGCCCCAAACCAUCUUGGAGAAAAGUGAUUCCUGUUUGACUUGGCCUGAUGGUACAUCUAAGAUCAUGUAUGAGCAAAGGCCAAAGAGGGAGAGGAGGCCCAAGCAAGUAUUUUCAGGAAUGACAGGAGAAUUGAUUGAACAUCAACCUAAUAAAGAAUUAGUGAAAGGAGAAGUGUUACAUGGAAAUGGCAGUAUAACAGAUUGCGCUCAAAUACCCCAGCUAACAGAGAACAUCCAUAGAAUGCCAUGCCCUGGGACAGGUGAAUUCAUGACAGAACCUAGAACUAAAACCAGUGAUCCAAACAAUGUAAGCCUUUUAGCUACACCAAGGAAAAAAGGAAGAUGCAAAAGGAUCUUCAAGUUGGCCCCUAGCUUUGGUGUACCCAGACAGAUUCCAGUUAGAAAGGACGAGCAAGUACUAAAGGAUAUUGUUGUACUGGUGGAACAAGAGGAGACUUCAAAUGAAGAGGCUAGAGAAAAGAACAAGCAAAGCCUUGGCUGCUAUAAACGUCCAGUACCUUCUAGUUAUGAUUUAGUAAUAGAAUCAUCUCAUCUUGAUGUAGAACCUCUCUUAUGUAAAUAUUCCAGCCAAUUUGCACAGAAAUCUAUGGACUUCUCAACAAAAGUAGUCGCUCCUCCAAUUCAGAUAUGUACUUACGUGUCUUGUAGAGCUUCCUUACCUAGCGAACAGCAAGUUGUUGCUUUUGAUCAAGCUUUGGAAGCUAACACAAAGAGGGAGAACAUAUCUUCAGAUGUUUCAACUACUCAGCCAGAUAUUUUGUGUUCAGUUCAAGAAACAGACUCUUCUGCUGAAAACUCUGAAAAGAUACAAGAAGUUAAUGAAACUGAGCAGCCAGAGUAUUCCCCAAUCAAAUAUGAACCAUACCCUUUGAAAACGAAAGCCAGUCUUUUGGGGCUUCCUUUAUCCCUAGGAUUUGCACUUCAACUAGUAGAACAUUUUGGUUCUCCAGGAAUUCCACUGGACACUUUAUUACCAGAUGAUUAUGUAGUUCCCCUUGAUUGGGCAACAUCAAAGGAGAUCUAUUUACUGUGGAAGACAUCUGUGGAGAAGAAGCAGAAAACUAUCAUAUCAAAAGAAGACAGCUCCAUACCCGCUGGUGAAACUGCCCAAGAAGGUUCAAAUAAAGAUGAUCAAGACAGAAAAGCAUCUCCCGAAGCCAAUCCAUAAAUGCACUUGGAAGAAGCACCCUUAUUUUGUCAAAUAAUCCAAGCAACGAUGGUGGCGUGUUCUGAACUUUUGUCUAAAAAUUAAAUAUCAGCAUAAUGUGCAGAAA